Messenger RNA from Zychaea mexicana, 1243 nucleotides. Its product is annotated as ribonuclease H-like domain-containing protein. Gene Ontology annotation, molecular function: Y-form DNA binding; DNA endonuclease activity; crossed form four-way junction DNA binding. The coding region runs from base 19 to 900 and encodes 293 amino acids. The record is from RefSeq and is a predicted model, not a curated record. The transcript is spliced from 2 exons. Gene Ontology annotation, cellular component: mitochondrion. Lineage: Eukaryota; Fungi; Mucoromycota; Mucoromycetes; Mucorales; Lichtheimiaceae.
UAAGUACAUGCGUCCCCAAUGUUUUCCAGGGCAUCAUCGCACGUCGUCCAAGAUGCUGUGACCUCCAGCUUAGCCAAACUAAAAGUUAACGAUCUCAAGACCAUUGCUGGACGAUGUGGCAUCACUGCUAGUGGAAAAAAAGCCGACCUUUGUUCACGUUUAGAUAGCCACUUCGAAAGUAUUGUUAUUAAUGGCACAGCACCAACCAGUAGCGGCGACGCUAAAUUCGAUCCAGAAAGCUCCAUUCCAAAAUCCAUACUUUCAUUCGACGUAGGGUAUAAGAACCUAGCGCACGUAAAACUGGAUUGCAACAAUACUAUCACUGAGUGGUGUCGAACGGACCUCCAACUCGAAAACUUUCACCCAUCGGCGAGUGCACCUAUCAUGCGCAGCUAUGUUCACGAACUUAUAUUACCUGCGCUUAAGGAUGGAAGCGUAAAAGCGAUUGUGAUGGAGCAACAACGGUAUCGUGAAAACGGCGGGCACAAUGUGUUUGAACAUACGAUACGAGUGAAUACGAUCGAGGCUAUGCUGUGGUAUGCUUUGUAUGAAGCUAUUGGUGGACGGCAGUUGUCAUCACCGUAUGUUGUGUUGGAAGCUGUGUCCCGCCCUGCCGUUGAUCGCAUGUGGCGUGCGGAUUGGGAACAAGUGACUCCACCGCCUCCUCCAGACUCUACCAAGGCAAAAAUGAAUCGCUACAAGAAGCUCGCGUGUGUCAAACUGGUCAAGCAUUGGUUGGAGGAAGAUAAAAUGGUGCGCGUCGACCGGCAGGAACUCUGGGAUAAUUUUAUACAGGAAAAGAAGCAGGAUGAUAUGGCUGAUUGUCUCUUACAGGCCAUGUCAUGGUAUCGAUGGCGCCACUCAGCAUUAGAAUAUAUGCAACAGUGCUUGGAAAAGUAGAAAAGCCCUAUAGCUGUUUCAUAGCAUCUAUUGAAUGUAUAUUUGUCUUCUCUUCAAUUGAAUCAUCAUCUAAAGCUAGUCAAUGAAGAUGCAACGACCGACCACCUUCUCGUUUUUUAAGCCGGUAACUCGAAACUUGGAUCCCUUAUCAAAGCUGUACAUCAUAUUAAACCGAAAUUCCAAUGCAAAAAGCCAAGAAUCUUUAUUAACUAAAUGUCGCCAAGAUAUAUUGAUCCACAUGUCUUUUCAUGUAGAAACAGCUCUUUUCUUUUUAAAAAAAAAAGCUACGUCGAUGAUGAACAUUUAGGGACUGAGAAGCAAUACUGUAUUUUAGAAUAAAGUA